This is a messenger RNA of Styela clava, 2283 nucleotides long. The record is from RefSeq and is a predicted model, not a curated record. Lineage: Eukaryota; Metazoa; Chordata; Ascidiacea; Stolidobranchia; Styelidae.
UCUAAGUAAAUUUUAGAACAAGAAGAAUUCUGAAUAAAAUGGAUAGAUUGCCGAAUAUAAUUGAAUUAGAUGACUCUGAUUCAGAAUCACCAGACCAACCUUCAACUUCUCAUGAUAGAGAAGAUCCCACAACAUCUCAAAAUGCUUCUCAAGCACUAAGUUUACCUGGCACAAGUCAAGCUUUAGACCAAAAUCUUGCUCGAGGUCUGGAUUACCUGAUGGAAAAAUCCCGAAAGCAUGGAGCUGUGAUAGCUAACACCGUAGUUUUUAAUCAAAACCAAGGGGAUAAAAUAAAAACAGACUUCUACUUUUCUAAAAGUUCUGACAUCUCAGUCCAAAAGGGUGAUAAAAAGAAAAGACGUGAUGAUUCCUCAUCUGAGGAAGAUACUCCUUCUACAAGUUCAAAUAGAAACAACCCAAUUCCAGGUUCAAUUCGUUUGACUGAUUCACUCUACAUGCUUCAUUACGAGUCCAUUUCCAAGCUUGGAAAUGUUUAUAAGGGUGUGAAGAUUUAUGGAAAGUCUGGUCAAUGUGAUAUUGCUGUGAAAUCCUUGAAGUACAGCGAGGAAAAUGAGAGGGAAGCAAGAAUUCUGGUCAAACUCAGCCCUCACCAGAACGUUGCCAACAUUAUAGAUUCUGGCAUUUAUCACCUUGGCCCAGUCAAGCAUAUUUUCAUUGCCAUGGAACUAUGUGGCCCCGACAAUUUGACUAACUUCAUAAAAGGUUCAAAACGAACCAAAAGAAUCAAGCAGAUACUCAUCCAACAACUUGUAAAUGGCAUUGCCCACAUCCAUAGGAAUAAUGUCAUACAUCGCGAUUUAAAACCAGAUAAUAUCUUGAUAUCAGAAGAUGGAACGCAAUUGAAAGUGAUAGAUUUUGGAUUAAGCAAAGAAAUGAAACCCGGUCAUUCUGUCACCAAAGCGAGCGCUUUGGGCAUUGGUACAGAUGGUUGGAGAGCCCCAGAGACAUACAAUGACAAUGUCAUAUCCAAACAAGCCGACGUAUUCUCACUUGCACUUGUGAUACAUUUCAUUGAGACUGAUGGGAGUCACCCAUUUGGUGAUAACCCUGUUGGAUGGAGUUACCUUAUAAUGCAAAAUCAAGGAUGUGACCUGAGCAAACUUGAAAGUGAGAUGAGGGAUUUAGUCGGCUGGAUGCUUCAUCGAAUUCCAAAAGAGCGACCUACUUUGGAUCAAAUCCGACAGCAUAAAUACUUUGGUGGGGAACUGGUUUGCCCAUUUCCUAACCUAUGCUUCAAGCAACCUCAGACAGUGGAAGAACUGAAACGACAGAAAGAUGAAGCAGAGAAAGAAAAACAAGAAUCAGAAAAAAGCAGACAACAAUUAGAGAUGAUGAUGCGUCAACAAUCACAAGAAAUGGAACAAACAAAGAAAGAAAAUAAGGAAUUGAGACAAAAGAUGAAAGAAAGCCGAAGCCUGGAUGAGCAGCCUGCAACUUCACGUUCUGCAAGACCGAAGCAUCAGCAUAAGCAGGGGAAUUCAUCAUCAGGAGCAAGAUCUAAAACUAAAGAAUCUCAGUCUUCAAGUCAAGCUACUUUAUCUGGUCUAAGAAUCAUCAACCAACAACCACCUGGUGGAGAAAUGUCAGUGGAUUGGUUGAGGGAAUCACUGCCAGGAUAUGGAUGGAACACUUAUGCCAUCACCUACUCAUUCCCUGCUGGAAAUCUGAAUGGUGUUUCAUAUGAGGCAAAGAAGUUCACAGAAUAUUUGCCUUUUGCCCCGUACUUUAAGAAGUUGCUCCAGGAAGCAUUCAAUGCAGGAUUGCUUUUCAAGAUUCAGAUAAUUGGAAGCAGCAGAGGAGAGAUAAUAUGGAAUGAUGAAAUUCCUCAUAAGACUAACAAACUUGGAGGUCCAGAUAACAAUGGAUAUCCUGAUGCUGACCAUGAGAAUAAACUUUGUGAUGCAUUGGAGGCGAAAUUAAAUGCAGCAGGAAUUGAAUACUAACAAUAGAUGAUCAACAAUGGACGUUCAACACUAUCCGGACAAUACUAUAUUAAAACUCAUCCAUUGAUUUUGUAGUGUCAUUAUCAAGCAUUUCAUCAAGCCACUUAUAAAUAUUAUAAAGUUCGGUGAAUGCAAUAUCAGUCAGAAUGACUCGGAUAUCUUUAAAGGACAUUUUAUAUAUCUCAAGGGAAUUUUCAAAAUAAAACAGCAAACGUUAAGGGUACAGUGGUAAAAAAUAAGUUCCUGUCAUUACCGGAACAGACCCUAAAUCGCCUGAACGGGGUGGAAAAUACAUCUAAACCUACCGUAACUACCUGUA